GUGUGUGGGGAAGGGAGCGCGGAUCCUGCAGCAGGAGCUUAGUGGAGUUGGUGUUUCCUCCGCGCUGCUGUGGAGAGAAAGACUCAACACACACGCAGACAAACAGUGCACCUUCGCCGCCUCACCGAAUGGGCUGCUCAUCCAGAGCCCCAGCAGCAGCAGCUCUCCUUUAAAAUCAUAAUAAAUCCGAGAGCCAUCACUGAAUAAACAUUUCGGAGCGGCUAGAUGUUCUACAGAACCGAUGCGUGAGGAAAUGUCGAGUGUGAUGUGUGUGAAGGAGGUGGAGGGGCAGGGUGACCCUGCAGACAAGCUGUCCCAGGAUGAGCUACUGUGUCGGACACGGGACGUGAUGCAGGGACUGGAGGCUCUGCGUGCGGAACACCAGGCCAUCCUGGAGGGUCUGAUGGGAACACUGUGCUGCCUCAAACAAAACCAGGAAGGUCAAGCUGUUGAAGAGAAAAGCGUCAUGAUUCAGCGCUCGCUAGAAAUGAUCGAGCUCGGGCUUAGUGAAGCACAGGUAAUGAUGGCUCUUUCAGGGCACCUGAGUGCAGUAGAGGCUGAGAAACAGAAGCUCAGGGCACAGGUCAGACGGCUGUGCCAGGAGAAUCAGUGGCUGCGUGAUGAGCUGGCAGGCACACAGCAGCGGCUGCAGAAAAGUGAGCAGAGCGUCGCCCAGCUGGAGGAGGAAAAGAAACACCUGGAGUUCAUGAAUCAGCUAAAGAAAUAUGACCAGGACCUCAGCCCAACAGAUGACAAAGACUCUGACUCGAGCCGGGAGACUCUGGAUGAUCUUUUCCCUGAUGAUCAGGAUGAGCCAGCCUCUGGCAUCCAGCCCCCACACAGCAGUGCUGUAGCAGCAGCUCAGCAGGGAGGAUAUGAGAUUCCAGCACGGCUCCGAACCCUGCACAACCUAGUAAUCCAGUAUGCCUCUCAGGGUCGCUAUGAGGUGGCUGUGCCGCUGUGUAAACAGGCGCUGGAGGACUUGGAGAAGACCUCAGGCCACAACCACCCUGAUGUUGCCACAAUGCUUAACAUUCUUGCCCUUGUCUACAGGGACCAGAAUAAGUACAAAGAGGCUGCAAACCUUCUAAAUGAUGCACUCGAUAUCAGAGAGAAAACACUGGGCAAAGACCAUCCUGCGGUGGCUGCUACACUGAAUAAUUUGGCUGUUCUUUAUGGUAAGCGUGGGAAAUACAAAGAGGCUGAACCACUAUGCAAAAGGGCACUGGAGAUCAGAGAAAUGGUGCUAGGAAAGGACCACCCAGAUGUGGCAAAGCAGCUGAAUAACCUCGCUUUGCUGUGUCAGAACCAGGGCAAGUAUGAGGAAGUGGAAUAUUACUACCAAAGGGCCCUUAACAUCUAUCAGACCCAGCUGGGCCCUGAUGACCCCAACGUAGCCAAGACCAAAAACAAUCUGGCCUCAUGUUAUCUGAAGCAAGGGAAGUUCAAGCAAGCAGAGACUCUCUAUAAAGAGAUCCUCACACGAGCUCAUGAGAGGGAAUUUGGCUCUGUAGAUGGUGAGAACAAGCCUAUCUGGAUGCAUGCAGAGGAGAGAGAGGAACAGAGUAAAGGCAAGCAGAAAGAUGGCUCCCCUUUUGUAGAGUAUGGUGGAUGGUAUAAGGCCUGCAAAGUAGACAGCCCUACUGUAACAACCACUUUGAAGAACUUGGGAGCUCUGUACAGGAGGCAGGGCAAGUUUGAGGCCGCUGAGACACUGGAAGAAGCUGCUAUGCGUUCCCGAAAAAAGGGUCUGGACUCAUCUCAUAAACAGCGUGUGGCUGAGGCUCUGGGGGAUCCAGAAGCUCGGGAGAAGCAGCGCAGCAGAGAGAGUCUGAUCUCUGACACGGUGAAGUACGAGAGUGGCCCAGAUGGAGGAGAGGAAGAGCAGUGCUCAGGGCACACAGCAGAGGAGACUGCAGCAGAGCGAAGAGGGGACGGCACGGGCUCAUUAAAGCGCAGUGGCUCCUUCAGUAAACUCCGAGCCUCAAUUCGCCGUAGCAGCGAGAAGCUUGUCCGCAAGCUCAAAGGAGGCAGCUCACGAGAAACCGAACCCAAGAAUCCUGGCAGCAUGAAGAGGGCCAGCUCUCUGGGGGUUCUCAACGUCCCGGACAAACCUGUGGGCGAACUCUUCAAAGAAAGAAAUAAUCGUCUGAGGAAGAGUCGGGAUCUGAGUGCCAGUCACACUGACCUUGCACAUUGAAGCUCUGCAUAGCAUAUUGCUGAUGAAGUCGAGAGGGUACACUGAAGGCACGGACUGAGGCAACUUCGACACUCCUGGACUCAACUAUUAUUUUUUUGUUUUGUUUCAUUUUAAACAGGAAACCAAUUGUAGACAUUUACCUUCACUUGUCUGCAUUUUGCAGAUCAGUAGACAAAUUUGACUUGUGUACUGUCGUUCAACACUAGAAAUAAUACGAUCAACUGCUGAAUAAGUGCAAAUAACAGUCAUGCGUUCUGAACCCACUCCCAGAUCCACAAGUGUGAGUACUUCGAUGCCCACUUGUGAAAUCAAAUUGAACAUAGCACAUUAUUCAGGCUCAGGUUAGGGAUUUCCACAUAUGUUGCACUUUCGACCCAAUGAUUAAUGAUCAUCUAUACGUCAUUUUAUUUUCUUUUGUUUAUCUUUUUGUUUAAUGUGUGUGAAAGACAACAGAAUGCGGCUCUGUGAUUUGGAAAUGAGCAUACAGAUGUGUGAAGUUUGAUUUAUUCCUAUUAGUUCGUUUUUCUACCCAGUUCAUUUUCAUUAGCAGCAGACAUUCAGUUUUGUAAGUUUGUCUUGCUUUUUUGUGGUAAAUUAUGAACCACACCUGUUAAACUCUGUUUACAUUCUGUACAUUUUAUUAUGGCAUUAGAUUUCUCUCUCUCUCUCUCGUGCUCUCUUGUUUUUAGUUUUUUGGUCGUGACCCAAUCUACAGAAGUAGCCUUAAAUAGUCUAUUAACCAGAUGUUUUUCUUUUAGAUGUCCAUAAUUUAAAAUGUGGAUCAAAGUUUUCAUAACUACCAAGAAAAACCAGCACUUCACUGGUCUCAUGGAAGAAAAAGGUUCCCAGCCUUUUCUUAGAUAUUAUUGCUAAACUUUUAUCAUCUGUUACAUUUUCUAAAAGUAUAAUGUUAUACAGAUUGAUGUACAGGAGUUAAUGAACUGAAACUAUUUAACUUUUCACAUUGUUCAUAUAUCCGCUACAGACAAAAUAUUUCAAAAAGGAUUAUUAAAGAAAUGUGUAUUGCCUCUUUUUUUUUUCAGCUUUGGUUGGUUGAAGUAGAGCUGAAAUCACAGUUACAGCUGAAUGUGCACUGUAGAUUAUAUCUUUGACCAGUCUUGAAGUAGCUAAGCGUGACCAGGUCUGGUCUCUAAUUAGUGAUUGAGAUGGAUUACUGAUUGGUAAGGCAACUACUUUAUAAUUUAAUGGUAUAAAAUGUCGUCUUAUUGUUAUCAGCUCUUUAAUCCAAAGAGUAUACCAUUUUCUAAGAAUAAAAAUGGACCACUGAAGGCAAGGUUCAACUGCAAAAACAGGUAUGACAAAAAGUUCAUGCAGGUUUGUUGUACAUUAUACACUGCAUUGUAUGAUCGCUGCGGUAUGCUGCUUCUCUGCAUUGUGACAAAGUGCAAUAUUGUAGCUGCUUUGUGUGUUUGUUCUGUUUGAACUUGUAUAUGACAUUCUACUGACAGGAGCUGCUUGGCUUUGUGUCUUUGUUAAUAAAAUUGUGAUAAAAAAAUGUCA
Molecule: messenger RNA, 3721 nt
Organism: Silurus meridionalis
Lineage: Eukaryota; Metazoa; Chordata; Actinopteri; Siluriformes; Siluridae
Gene: klc1a
Product: kinesin light chain 1a
Exons: 18
Coding region: 242-2200 (652 amino acids)
Biological process (GO): axo-dendritic transport
Cellular component (GO): kinesin complex; membrane-bounded organelle; cytoplasm
Molecular function (GO): kinesin binding
Source: RefSeq, a predicted model, not a curated record